GUAGCUCGUAUGGCCCGCCAAACCUCGUAACCGCUGGUUUCACGCGAAGGAGGACUACGAUUCCCCCCUCCGUUUCUCGGGCCCUCCUUCCGAGAAUGUGCUCGAUGCUCAUGCGGCCCCGCAUAGCCUCGGCUCCCGUCGGGGAAUUCGUGCGGCUCGCUCCGAUGGUUCUUUUGUUGCUGUAGUUGGGCAUCUUGGUUGCGAUCGGUCGUUUGCCCUGCUUAUUUUUUGACAGCAGGCAAAUUUGGAAUCGAUUUGUUUCUUGAGCUUUUGUGGAUGCCACCACGUUUUCUUUGUCAGCAAUUGCGGCACAUCGUCACUCUCUUCGUUUGAAAGCAGAGGUUGAAGAAAUCAAUGAAGUUUAAGUUUUUUCAUGUUCUCGGGGUAAAUUUGUCGCUCGAGGUGUUGAGUGCUAUUUGAGUGGUCAGGUUCCGUUGCUUCGCUCGAUUGCGAAUGGGUGUCCUCCUCAAUUCACUUUCUUGAGCAGCCUAUUUUUUUCCGCGUCCAUAUAUCUGUCUCAUGGCUUCUUGUCUGUGUAAGUGUGGGAAUAACAUUUAGUUCAGCAGCUGCAAAGCUGCUGAAGACCUGGGGUGGUCGAGUGUUUGUUCGGUUGGAUAUGCAGGACCACGCAGACUUUUGCUCCGCACCGAUCUUGGGGUACUAGUGCUUUCCUUUUCAGCUUAUUGAAAAGGAUGAUGGGGCAAUUCAUGCGUAUGCUCCUUCGACCGGGAAAAUAGUCCCUUUCCCUCUGGAGGAGUUUAGACCUAAUUUCUGUGACUGCAUGGUGUCAGGUCAGCGCAAGGUUGCAUCUGAGAAGAAUUUCUUUUCGGAGAGCCCAGACCUCUUUACGUUCUGAUGCCCAACCCCAGUUUUCAAGCUUUCAAUGUCACCUCAAAAUUUCGGACAGACACCCGCAUUUUCCCGUGCCAGCUAGGAUGGUUCAGUGCAGACUCUGAAAGCUCUCCUGUCAGUGAUCUAUGAUUGAGUAUCCUAUGGAAAGCCCCGAUCAAACUAUUUGCCCAGCCUCGGGCCUGUAAUGUGGAAGAUCUAGCUGGAGGCAUGGUCAUGGAUUUAAGUGUGGAUCUCCGUGAACAGUCAAUCCUGUUUUCGAACUGUGGAACUGUGGAACAACCUAAUUUACGUUCUAAAUGGAGGUCGAUAUGAAGCAGGAACAGUCAGUCCAGUUAACUCAUACUGUGAGCUUAAGUUCGUUGUUGGCGGCUAGGUUGUAGGUUGUAGGUUGUAGACAUCAUAGGCCUGGAUCCAGAAGUUGUAACGAGCACAUGUCCUCAACAACGAGUGGCAACAUUUACAACAAGAGUAAAUAUCAAUGAUACGAGAAGCUCUUGACAUCGAAAUGCUUCAGCUAUCAGAUUUUCUCAGACCCACAACACAACCAGGAAUAUCAGAUUUAGCUUUUGGCUUCUCUGAACUGGCGAAAAACCAGCGAGUUCCCGAAAUUCCCUUCAUCGUCAGAUGCUGGUCUACAUCCACCAGCAGCACUCCGCCGGCGUAAAGCUGGUUUGGCAUCUAAACAUCGAUCGUCUUAUAGUGCCCAGCCACACAAAGUUGUGACAAAAAAAAACUGUAAACAAUGGCGACACCAGUGCGGCCUACUCAGCCCAAGCCUCGGGCUAAAUCGCGAAUGAGUAUGGAUAGAGCUAUGGAUGUUGACAAUUCUGCUUCCACAUCGGAUGGCCAAAAAGUGACGGGUGUUAAGAGGACUUCGCUCGAGGCGAUGUUGGAUGAUACAGUUUCCGUUUUGAACCCAAAGGUUAUGGUGCCUUAUAUUACGAAAGUUGGGGAGGUUCCACGGAAAGUCCAGAUUGAAAGAAAGAAGAGGCUUUUUGCAACUGUGAAUAUUGAGGAUCUUUUGGCCAAGGAAGGAUUGAAGCCUGAUGAAUUGGAUUUUGACAAUAAAAAGCUGCCUCUUCACGUCUUCGACAAUACGACUUUUGAAACUCGUUUCCCUCAACAGUGGGUUGAUAAGGUGACGAAAGUUCCCGCUGUAGCAGGGCUUACAAAUUUUGAGGGAAAAUCAGUUUGGAAGAGCUGUAUCGUAACAGAUUUUCUAGAAGAAAGUAACACUUACCUGGUGCAGUGGGAUGAGACCGGACACACAUCUUGGCUUCCAAGGAUCCAGGUUCACUUUCAAGCGGAGGAUCCAUUUUUGUUUGUGAAGAGGGUGAAAGCCGCACACGACGCCAGAGCGAAGGCGGAAGUCGAGCUGAAGUAUAAUUGCUACAUCAAAGCCAUGCCCAUAGAAGACAGAACUUAUAUGACACCAGAACAGCUGGAACGGGUGAAGGCCCAUACAUACAAUACGAAGUUCAUGAAAGAGAAGUUAAUGGACGUGUCAGGGCUUCUCACAGAAGCGAAUACGGACUAUGGAAACGUGAUGAACAAACUCACUUUUGAUGACAGUUUGAAGUAUAAGCCCACUCCCUCAAAUGAAUUUAUCGUGGAGAUGGAUGUUGAGUUUCCACCUGAUGAACCAAAAAAACCUGUACCACGGUCUGGAACCGUCGAAGUUCCCGAGUAUGACUACGAGGAGCAGGCCAGUGAAUUCUACUUUAUGUCUUGUUUGACAAGGCCUGAGGUGAUAAUUGCAACUGCUAAGCUGCGCUUUGAAUGCAACAAAAUUCCCAAGAUGACAUUGUUGAGUACCCACUACAUCAAAAGUAUGCGCUUGGAUGAGUUUGAGUCCAUGGAGACACAGACAGCUGAGCAGGCUUUACUACAUCUUAAAGAGAGCUGGUUAACACUGUUGAGAAACAUUAUUCGAAGCUCUUUCAAAGAUGCUGGAAAGGGAUGGUUUAACAUCAAGGAGGCAAGUUUGGAAGCUUACCGGGCAAGCAAGAUGAAGAGGUACCUCACAAUGGUCCGUUACAUCAUGGAAGAUGCUCUGCGGUAUCUGGUGGAAGAAACUCUUGAAAGGUAUACAGUUUUUAUCGAGAAACAAUGUGGAGGUCCUAUGGUGGAAAUAGUCGAUACUGAUGAAGCCAACUGCACUUGGCCUCAACAGGACUUUGCAGCUAUGGUCAAAAAGCCUCCACUUUUUGCUUUGGAAAUUGUUACUGCUGAGGGUGGUAUAUUCGAGUAUAACACGCAGCUUAAAAAUUUCGAAGAAGUUACCGUACGUUCUCUUGAGUUUGCCGUCAAGUGUCUUCAGACGAUCCCACAAAUCGAAGCAUCGAUCAUGGAGAACCAGUUUUGGAGCAAAGUUCCCAAUCUGUCGACUCCGAUGCUAGAAGAGCCUUUGAUUAUUGCUCUCAAGAGUCGGGUUCAGGUAGCGAUCAGGAAAGCAAUGACUGUUGCUCGACUGUAUUUGGACAAGUAUGUUGAGUUUGAGCCGCUUCUUAAGAUGGACGUCCCGAAAUACAAAGCAGAGUUGAUAGCAAAGAAGCUCUCACUUAAAGACUUGCUUGAAGAGGUUCGCGCCCACAAAGCAGAGCAAGAUAACUUGGACAGAAGGAUUCCGAACUCGAUAUCUUUUGGAACAUUUCAAAUAACGUGCAAAAAAAUUCGACAAUCUUUACUUCAAAAGAAACAGCAACUUUGUGAUAUCGUAAUGCAGCUGAUAGCGAGUACACCGAAGCAGUUGGGUGAGGACAAACACAAGAGGUUCGAAGAGAUAGAAAAACAGCUCAAAAUCAAGACACAUAAUCCAGAGGAGGUGGCUGCACAGAAAGAUUUCAUCCUUACUGUGCCUGGAAAAGUUAUCGAGCUUAAGCAAGAGAUCGAUCAACUCGAAGUGUAUUAUACUGCAAUGGAUGAUCUGCAAUAUGCCCUCACUGACGGAGAUUUCGGUCAAAAGUGGACGUUGCUGACAUGGCCAACGAAAAUUGAGAAACUUUGUGAGAAGAUAGAGAAAUCUCUGGCAGUUGAUAAUGAACGUUACCAGAAGGAGAUGGAAGCGGAGCAGGCUUUAUUUGUGAACACUUUGGAAAGCGUGGACGCAACUGUAACUACGUUCAACAAUUACACCGACAUGGGCCAGGUGGAGCUGGUAUCUUACGAAGCACGGGAAUGUGCUGACAAAUUGCGCAAAGCAGAGGCUGCGACUCGCUUAUUCAACUCAAGAGAGGCUCUGUUCGGUGUCCCUCCUACAGAUUACAGUCGGUUGAAGAGAAUUCAGGAAGCAUUUGAACCAUUCAACUACCUUUGGGUCGCCGCUGAUGAGUGGAAAAAACGCUACAAAGGCUGGAUGGAGGAUUCCUGGAAUAAUUUGGUGCCAGAUGACGUGGAGAAAUUAGUCAUGGGCUGGUGGAAAGGUCUGUUUAAGUAUGGUAGAGAAUUCAGUAAGAGGGACCUCAUGACUCAAGCGACAUACUGCGAGGACAUCAGAGCACAGGUCGGUGAGUUCAAACCUUAUGUUCCUCUGAUAGCUGCGCUGAGGCAGCCGGGAAUGCGCGACCGGCACUGGGAUGAAAUCUCCAAGCAGAUCAAUCUGGACGUCCACCCAACUGAUGCAUUCACUCUUCAGCAAGGGAUCCAAAUGGGUUUACUCAACCAUCUUCCAAUCUUGGAGGAGGUUGCAGAUCUUGCGAGCAAGGAAUUUGGAAUAGAAAAUCAGCUUUCGAAGAUGGAGUCUGAUUGGAAGAGUCUUGAUCUGCAGAUUUUGGAAUACAAAGAGACUGGCACAUACAUUAUGAAGAUUGAAGAAGCUACUUUGCAGCAGCUUGAUGAUCAUAUCGUGCUUACUCAAGCAAUGAGUUUCUCACCCUUCAAGAAGCCGUUCGAGGACAAGAUUGCCAAAUGGGAGCAAUUACUUCAGCUUGUAUCGGAAGUUGUUGAAGAGUGGUUGAUGGUGCAACGACAGUGGAUGUACCUUGAACCAAUCUUCAGCAGCCCUGAUAUUCAGACGCAACUUCCGAUUGAAAGCAAAAGAUUUCAGACUGUGAACAACAUAUGGCGAAAAGCUUUAGCGCAGGCCCAUACGACACCUCAGAUCUUAACCAUGUGCUCCAGCAAAAAACUAUUAGAACAGUUUCGGGAGUCGAAUAGGCUUCUAGAUCUUGUACAAAAAGGACUCGCAGACUAUUUGGAGACAAAGAGAUUGGCAUUCAGCCGUUUCUUCUUCCUUUCAAAUGAUGAGCUGCUCCAGAUUCUAUCACAAGCAAAGAAUCCACUUGCUGUGCAACCUCAUCUGCAUAAAUGUUUUGAAGCUAUUGAUUCGUUGGAUUUCAAGAAAGAUCUAGAGAUAACUGCAAUGAAUUCGGCUGAAGGAGAGAAGAUUCCAUUUUCAGCAAGCAUGAGCCCCAUUGGAAAUGUGGAAAAUUGGCUCAGUCAGGUGGAACAGAGGAUGAAGGAAAGUGUUCACCAACAGAUCAAACUAGCUGUUACAGCUUAUAGGAAUACCGUAAGAACCCAGUGGGUACAGGAAUGGCCUGGCCAAGUUGUAUUAGCCGGCAGUUCCGUGUAUUGGACUAUGGGUGUGGAAGGUGCUAUUAGACAAGCCAACCUGCAGGAGUUUUUUGACACUGUCCAGGUUGUGCAACUCGAAGGAUUAACAGAUCUUGUCCGUGCACCACUAAGUAAACUUGCGAGGUUGACACUAGGAGCCCUCAUUGUCAUUGAUGUGCACGCUCGCGAUGUUGUUCAAGCGCUGAUCAAUGAGAAGGUGAAAGCUCCCACGGAUUUUGAAUGGGUCAGCCAGCUGCGAUACUACUGGGAGAAUGAGGGCAUCUGGGUUAAAAUGGUGCAAGCUUCAAUCGUAUAUGGAUAUGAAUACCUAGGGAACACUCCCCGAUUGGUUAUAACUCCAUUGACAGAUCGUUGCUAUAUGACUCUCAUGGGGGCUCUUCAUUUGAAUUUAGGUGGGGCACCAGCAGGCCCUGCUGGAACUGGGAAGACAGAAACAACGAAAGAUUUAGCUAAGGCUCUGGCCAAGCAGUGUGUUGUAUUCAACUGUUCAGACGGGUUGGACUACUUAGCAAUGGGCAAAUUCUUCAAAGGCCUUGCCAGCAGUGGAGCAUGGGCAUGCUUCGAUGAGUUCAAUCGUAUUGACCUGGAAGUGCUGUCUGUGAUUGCACAACAGAUCCUUACCAUUCAACUCGCUAUUCAGCAGAAAGUAAAGCGUUUUAUUUUUGAAGAUACUGAAAUAUCACUUGAUCCUUCAUGCUCAGUUUACAUUACUAUGAAUCCUGGGUAUGCAGGUCGGUCGGAACUUCCGGAUAACCUGAAGGCUUUAUUCAGACCUUGCGCUAUGAUGGUUCCUGACUACGCCUUGAUCGGUGAAAUUAGUCUCUUCUCAUUUGGCUUCCGCAAGGCUAAAGGUCUUGCCCAGAAAAUGGUAGCCACUUUUAAACUGUGUUCAGAGCAACUUUCAUCUCAGGAUCAUUAUGAUUAUGGUAUGAGGGCAGUGAAGAGUGUUAUCGUCGCAGCUGGUAAUCUGAAGCGUUCAUAUCCUGAUGAAGAUGAGGACGUACUACUGUUGCGUGGUCUACGAGACAUCAACGUUCCAAAGUUUCUAAGUCAAGAUCUUCCGUUGUUUGCUGGUAUUAUCACCGAUCUCUUUCCAGGGGUGGAACCGCCGGCUAUUUCCUAUGAUGAUCUAAUUGGUGCUCUAGUAACAGUCGGCAAGGAUCUGAACAUUCAAGCUGUUGAAGCUUUCACAACAAAGGUCAUUCAGCUCUACGAAACGACAAUCGUGAGACAUGGAUUGAUGCUUGUGGGACCUACUGGAGGAGGAAAGACAGCCAAUUACCGAUCCCUUGCUGGAGCAAUGUCGCUUCUGAAUACUCAGGGUUCUACAGUAUAUGAAAAGGUGCGAAUAGCUUGUCUGAAUCCUAAAUCAAUCACGAUGGGUCAACUAUAUGGGGACUUCGAUGAAAAUACUCAUGAGUGGACGGAUGGAGUUUUGGCCUGCUAUAUGCGAGAGCUUGCAGAGGACCCGUCACCAGCAAAGAAGUGGUUGAUGUUUGACGGGCCUGUUGAUGCCAUUUGGAUAGAAAACAUGAACACGGUACUUGAUGACAACAAGAAGCUGUGCCUGGUUAGUGGUGAAAUCAUACAAAUGUCGCAGACAAUGACCAUGAUGUUUGAAGUAGAGGACUUAGCAGUUGCAUCACCUGCAACAGUGAGCAGAUGUGGAAUGGUAUUCAUGGAACCAUUUGCUCGAGGAUUUGAUCCCUUGCUUACCUCGUGGCUACAGAGAAUUCCAAAACAUGUAUCAGCGUUUGCAGAUAAAUUUACCUUUUGGUUCAGGAAUAUAUCGGUUGUAGCUACUAGGCUUGUAAGAAAAUCACUCAAGCAGACAGUUGCAACGUCGGAUGAUAACUUGAUUCUCAGCAUGUUCAAUAUCAUGGACGCUCUCAUGGCUCCUUACUGUAAAGACGGAGGACUGGAAGUGAUGACAGACGAGGAAAAGCAACGCUUACCCAAGAUCAUUGAGCCACUGUUUAUGUUUGCAACCUGCUGGUCAGCCGGGGCCAGCUGCGAUAACGAGUCGCGUUCAAAAUUUGACUUGCAUAUAAGAGAGUCAAUGAAAGAGCACAAGAUUGAGAUUCCAUAUCCCGAAGGAAUGGAUGUCUUUCAGUAUUCUUAUGACCAUGUUAAUCUGCAGUGGGUAGAGUGGAUGACUACCAUUCCCAAAUAUACCUGCGAUCCCAAAACCCCCUUUUCUGAGCUCAUAGUUCCCACUGCAGGUGUUGUAGGAUACAAGUCUGUGAUACAUGCUUUGCUUGUGAUUGGGAAGCACGUCUUGUGUGUUGGAGAAACUGGAACAGGCAAGACCCUUGUUGUCAGGGAUAAACUGCUGAACUACAUGGACCCUGUGUAUGUUCCUAUGUUCAUAAAUUUCUCUGCAAGGACCGGAGCUAACCAAACACAAGAUCUUAUCGAUUCAAAGACAGAGAAGAGAAGGAAAGGUGUAUAUGGUCCACCAGCAAUGAAGAAGUAUGUCAUAUUUGUUGAUGAUGUAAAUAUGCCCCAGAGAGAAAAAUAUUUUGCUCAACCUCCUAUUGAGAUCCUCCGCCAAUGGAUGGAUCACAAAGGAUGGUAUGACAGACAUCCACCGUGCGCCUUCCGUACGAUUGUGGACAUUCAGUUUGUUGGUUGCAUGGGACCACCUGGAGGUGGCAGGAACCCUGUAACCAUGCGUUUCUUGAGACAUUUCAAUUUUCUGUCUUUCACUGAGAUGCCAGAUGAUAGUUUGAAACUGAUCUUCUCAACAAUUUUGAAUGCAACUUUUGUUUUGGGGUUCCCUGAUGACGUGAAAGCAGCAGCAGAUUCUAUAGUGAUAGGAACAAUUGACGUCUACAACACCAUCAGAAGGGAGUUAUUACCAACACCAGCAAAAUCUCAUUAUACCUUCAAUUUGAGAGACUUGAGUAAGGUUAUACAGGGAGUGCUCCGGGCUGAUCCAAAAACUACCAAAGAGCUUAAACCAGUUAUAAAACUUUGGGUUCAUGAAGCGAUGAGGGUUUUUCAGGAUCGGCUCAUCAACAACGAGGACAGGAGCUGGUUCAGAAACCUUCUUGCAACCCAGUUGCAGAAAUAUUUUGACAUGAAAUGGGAUACUCUUUUUUCGAUAGAUCGAGUUAUAUUUGGAGACUUUUUCAUCCCUGGCGCUGAGCCCAGACUUUAUGAAGAGAUCACAGAACUAGAACAACUUCAGAAAGUCAUGUAUGAGUAUCUUGAACAAUACAACAGCAACAGCAAUGCCCCUAUGAAUCUUGUACUCUUUCUGGAUGCCAUCGAACAUGUGUCACGAGUUUGUAGGGUUAUUAGGCUUCCACUUGGAAAUGCUCUCCUGCUUGGAGUCGGAGGCAGUGGAAGACAAAGUCUGUCUAAGUUGGCGACAUUUAUCGAAGAGUAUGAAAUUAUUCAGGUGGAAAUUGCCAAAGGAUAUGGCAAUAACGAGUGGAAAGAAGAUUUGAAGAAAGUACUCUACAAGGCUGGCCUAGAUGAUAAAGAAACAGUGUUCCUGUUUUCUGACACUCAGAUUCUCAUGGAAUCUUUUCUGGAGGACAUCAACAACAUUCUGAACUCUGGAGAGGUACCCAAUUUGUGGAAAAACGAAGACUUGGACAUAAUUGCAACUGCAAUGCGCCCUAUUCUUCUUGCUGCUGGAACUCCUGUAACAAAGCUGAACCUCCAGACUGCCUUCCUGAAGCGCGUCCGACAAAAUCUUCACGUGGUCUUGGCAAUGAGUCCAAUUGGUGAUGCUUUCCGUACGAGGCUGAGGAUGUUUCCGUCUCUUGUCAAUUGUUGUACAAUUGACUGGUUUAGUGAGUGGCCAGAGGAAGCUUUAAAAUCUGUUGCAAACAACUUUCUCACCGCAACUGGACUGUUUACUCCUGAGGAGGUGCAAAAGGUUGUAAAGGUGUGUGUAUAUAUACAUCAAUCUGUGGAGAGACGUUCUGCAGAUUUCUUGCAAGAACUAAAUCGUCAUAAUUACGUGACUCCUACAAGUUACCUUGAGCUUCUCCAGCUAUUCAUCAAGCUAAUGGGUGAGAAGAAAUCUGACUUGCAAGGAUUGAAAGGAAGGCUUGAAGCAGGUCUAGACAAACUAUUGACGACGGCACAGGAAGUAGAGGUCAUGCAGGAAGAGCUGAAGCGUUUACAACCCAUUCUUCAAGCUACUGCAAAAGAAGCAGACGAGAUGAUGGCUGUCAUUUCUAACGACAAAAAGGCUGCUGAUAUUACGAAGGCGGAGGUAGGUAAGCAAGAAGCAGAGGCAAACAAGAUGGCCGCAAAGGCAAAAGCCAUUGCAGACAGUGCACAAGCAGAACUUGAUAAAGCUUUACCAGCUCUCGAGGCGGCGCUCUCAUCUCUCAAAUUACUGACAAGGAACGACAUUGUCGAAGUCAAGUCCUUAAGAAACCCCCCUGAGGGUGUGAAAAUGGUCAUGGAGGCUUGCUGUAUCAUGUUUCAGCAAGCUCCAAAAAUGGUUGCUGAUCCGAAUAAGUUGGGUAAAAAACUUGCAGAUUACUGGGAUGCCAGCACGAAGAUGCUGACAGAUCCGACCAAGUUUUUAGAUUCCUUGUUGGGAUUUGACAAGGACAACAUUCCUGAAUCUGUGAUAGUAAAGAUUGAGCCUUUUAUUACAAUGGAAGCAUUUACGCCUGAGCAGGUGGCAAGAGUGUCAAAAGCAUGCACCUCUAUCUGCAUGUGGGUGAGGGCCAUGCAUUCUUACUACCUAGUGUGCAAAGUUGUCGCUCCAAAGCGUGCUCAGCUGGCUGAAGCUCAGGGCGUUCUCGAUGCUGUUCUGGCACAACUUCAUGACGCUCAGGCCAAGCUCAAAGAGGUGGAGAGCAAAAUAGCCCUCUUAGAGGCUGAUCUAAGUGCUGCUGUUGCCAAAAAAGAUGCUUUGGCCAAACAAGCUUCAGAUUGUGAAAAGAAGCUCUCUAAUGCAGAUAAACUGAUUGGUGGCCUUGGUGGUGAGAGAACAAGAUGGAUUGCCAACAUAGCUAGCCUUGAAAUCGAUAUCAAGAACGUCAUUGGAGACGUGGCUGUGGCUGCUGGUGCUAUUGCCUAUACAGGACCAUUUACCCCUCCUUAUAGGGAGAAAUUCAACCUAGACUGGGUCAGAUUGGUGAAAGAACUAGAGCUACCGCAUACUCCUGCUAUAACGCUACAAGGAUGCUUGAAGGACCCUGUGAAGAUGAGGGCUUGGAACAUAGCCGGUUUGCCUAGCGACACACUUAGUGAGGAUAACGGAAUUAUCGUAUCCAAAGCUCGUCGCUGGCCGCUGAUGAUUGAUCCUCAGGGACAAGCGAAUAAGUGGAUCAAGAACAUGUACAGAGAUAUAGGUUUGGAUGUUAUCAAAUUGUCUGAGAAAGACUACCUCCGAACUUUGGAAAACGGAGUCAGGUUCGGUCGAGUUGUGCUUCUAGAAAACGUUUUGGAGGCUCUGGAUCCAGCAUUGGAACCACUUCUUCUUCAGCAAACAUACAAACAAGGUGGUCAGGAAGUGAUCAAGAUUGGAGAAAAUAUCAUUCCGUACCACAAAGAUUUCAAGUUUUACAUCACCACAAAGCUUCGAAACCCUCAUUACGCUCCUGAGGUCAGUGUGAAGGUUACGCUACUUAAUUUCUUCGUCACACCUGAAGGGCUGGAAGAUCAAUUGCUGGGAAAUGUCGUCACUAAAGAAAGACCUGACUUGGCAGAGAUGAAAACACAACUAACGCUGUCCAAUGCAAGUAUGAAACGUGAGCUGAAAGAAUUGGAAACUAAGAUACUAUUCCUCCUGUCAAACGCACAGGGCAACAUUCUAGAAGAUGAAACCCUCAUAAAUACUCUAGCACAGUCAAAGAUAACAUCAGAUGAGAUCAAACUGAAGGUUGUGGAAGCCGAGAAAACAGAGGUUGCUAUUGAUGAAACACGUGAGGUCUAUCGAAAAGUUGCAACAAGAGCGUCGCUUCUUUUCUUCUGUAUCUCAGACUUGGCACUAGUGGAUCCUAUGUAUCAGUACAGUUUACCAUGGUUUAUUGGUCUUUUUGUAAGAGCCAUGGAGAGUGCUGCUCAAUCGACUGUUAUCGACAAACGAAUUGAAAAUUUGAACGAGUAUUUUACAUACUCGCUUUAUGUGAAUGUCUGCCGAUCGUUGUUUGAAAAACACAAACUCAUGUUUUCCAUGAUGCUGUGCAUCAAGAUCCUUCAGGGAAAAGGCGAAGUUGAUUCCUUGGAAUGGCGGUUUCUACUCUCCGGUGGUAUUUCAUCAGUCCUGACCUUGAAAAAUCCAGCCCCUGACUGGUUAACAGAUAAGUCAUGGAGUGAUAUUUUGAACCUUGCGAAGCUUGAAAGAUUCAAAAAUUUUGAAAAGCAUGUGGUGGACAAUAUAGCCCACUACAGAAAGUACUUUGAUAGCUCUGAUGCUCAUAAGGAGCCCCUAGCUGGAGAGUGGAAUACUAAACUAGACAAUCUUCAAAAGCUGCUUGUGCUUCGAUGCCUUCGAAUCGACAAGUCUCUUCUUGGCAUUCAGGAUUUUGUCACCCACCACCUUGGACAGCGAUUUAUUGAACCUCCAGCGUUUGAUCUUGCAACCUGUUUCAAAGAUGGUACUCCAAAUUCACCACUCAUAUUCGUUCUCUCACCGGGAGCGGAUCCUAUGGCAGAUUUGCUGAAACUGGCAGAAGACCAUCGAUUCACCAAAAAGUUCGAGAAGGUUUCUUUGGGACAAGGACAAGGUCCAAAAGCCGAGAAAUUAUUAGCACAAGGUAUGGAGCGCGGUAUGUGGGUGUGUCUUCAAAAUUGUCAUUUGUCGCAGUCAUGGAUGCCGGCACUGGAUCGUAUCGUGGAUAACAUCGACCCUGAAAAAGUCCAUAAAGAUUUUCGACUGUGGUUGACGAGCAUGCCCAGCCCGGACUUUCCUGUAGCAAUUCUUCAGAAUGGUGUAAAAAUGACUUUGGAACCACCUAAAGGGUUGCGAUCUAACAUGAUAAGGUCUUACCUGCGGUACACGGAUAAGCAGCUUAAUGACUGCGCUAAGCCUGAUGAAUGGAAGAGACUUGUCUUCGCGACGUGUCUUUUUCAUGCUGUCAUACAAGAGCGACGUAAGUUUGGGCCACUCGGGUGGAACAUUCGAUACGACUUCACUGAUGGUGAUUUGAGUGUUUGUCAAGUGCAGAUUCGAAUGUUUCUGAAUGAUUACGAAGAUAUUCCCUUCAAGGUCAUUCGGUUCCUCUGUGGAGAGAUUAAUUACGGAGGACGUGUAACCGAUGACAAGGACAGAAGAUUAAUGAACACGCUUCUCCAAACGUUCGUAACAGCUGAGGUCUGCACUGAAAAGGGUUACAAAUUCAGUGAAUCCGGUGUAUUUUGUAUACCAGAUGCCAGCAAUUGUAAUGCCUUCUUGACUUAUUGUAGAGAAAUUCCUCUUGCACCGAAGCCCGAGAUAUUUGGUCUUCACGAGAAUGCAGAUAUCACUUGUGACCAGAAUGAAUCAAACGAUCUGUAUGGUACGGUUUUGACUCUCCAGCCACGAGAAAGCGCAUCUGGUACUGGAAUGUCUCGUGAAGAUAUUAUUGAGAAGAAGUGCAAAGACAUGCUGGCCGUGGUUCCGCCAGUGUAUGAUGUCGAAGUGGUCCUCCAGAAGUACCCUACUAUGUACAAUGAAAGUAUGAACACAGUUUUGACACAGGAGUGCAUUAGGUACAACGGCCUGUUGAGCGUCAUGAAGCGAUCACUGCAAGAUGCCCUCAAAGCACUCAAGGGGCUCGUCGUCAUGUCUCCUGACCUUGAAAUGCUUUGCAACAGCAUUUUCUUGAAUCUAGUGCCAGAGAUGUGGCAAGGCAAGGCUUAUCCUUCUUUGAAACCCCUCUCAGCAUGGAUAGAUGACUUGCUAGAGAGGUGCAAGUUUAUAUCUAAAUGGAUUGCGGAAGGUGUUCCAGCUGUGAUAUGGAUCUCCGGUUUCUUUUUCCCACAGGCCUUUUUGACUGGAACGCUCCAAAAUUUUGCUCGAAAACAUAGAAUGGCUAUUGAUACGGUCAGUUUUGACUAUCAAGAGAUGGACACAGACUCAGUCAAAACACUAACCAGACAGCCGGAAAGCGGUUGCUAUAUUAGAGGACUGUAUCUCGAAGGAGCUCGCUGGGACAGUCAGGCUCAUCUUUUAACAGAGUCCAGACCUAAGGAGCUGUUUACCGAUUGUCCAAUCAUAUGGCUGAAGCCUACUCAGCAUAGAGUGCCACCAACUGGUGGCAUUUAUUUGUGCCCUGUCUACAAAACUCUUGUCCGGGCGGGAACUCUCUCAACCACUGGCCACUCCACCAAUUUUGUGAUGUACUUGGAGUUGAAGUCUGAGAAGAAACAAGCUUGGUGGAUCAAUCGAGGAGUUGGCCUUUUCACUGCCUUGGCCUACUAGAGUUGUUAAUGUCAUGAUGUCUACAGGUCCUGUGUGAUUCUCCAAAAAGUGUAAUCAACAAUCAUAAAAAAUUGUUUGUUGCGGCUAUAAUGUACCGAGAAUUUAAUUGUACAGAUUUGCUCGUUACUACAUUUUCACUCAGCAUGGGCUCCGGCCAUUCUGAAUGCGCUGUUAGUACGGACAAGAGAAGACAUGCAAUCAAGAACUUUGCUUAAUACAUUUCAACGUGUCAAUUUCUGG
Messenger RNA from Marchantia polymorpha subsp. ruderalis, 14050 nucleotides. The record is from the annotation of a GenBank genome assembly. NCBI's taxonomy places the organism in Eukaryota, Viridiplantae, Streptophyta, Marchantiopsida, Marchantiales, Marchantiaceae.